CGCGAAGUUCCCACCCGACCCACCCAGUAGACCAGACCGGGCACGCAGCCGCCGCCCUUCCACUACCACCCCAGAUGCCACCCGCUGCCGCCGGCCGCCGCUGCUGCCGGCGGCUACGUCCGCGCCGCUGACCACCGCCGAGAGGCCUCGCUCGCCAUGCCCCGCCUCCUCGGCCCGCUCCCCUCCCGCUCCCGCCGCCUCCUCCUUUCCCGCUCCCUGCUCGCCAUUCUCUCGAACACCUUCUCGGCGUCCACCUCUGCGCCUACUCCCCGCGCACCACCGCCGCUCCCGGCGCUCUCUCCGCUGCUUCCGCCGCGCACCGAAGACGCCAGCUCCGUCACCGCGGCUUCGUCCGCCAUCGCCGCCUCCUUCCGCGACUGGUUCCUCGAGGCCCCCGCCGCCGCGCCGCUCAAGGCGCUCGACGCGAUCUACGAGGCGCUUGCGGCCGAGGAUUCGGCAGCGCUCGAGGCGCUCCCGCUCUCGGAGCAGCUCGUCCUCGCCGUUCUCCGCCACCGCCCGCGGAGGCUCCCUGACGGCGACGCGCUCCUGCUGCUCCGCCUGAGGUUCUUCGACUGGUCGGGCCGCCGCCCGCGCUACAGCCACACGCGCGUCGUGUACCACACCGUGUUCCGGCUCCUCGCCCGCGCGCGCCGCAACACCGUAGUGGUCGACUGGCUCCGCCUCUUUUCCGAUACCACCGCGGCGGCCGGGCACCCGCGCUUCCACGACACGCUCGUCGUCGGCUACGCCGUCGCGGGCGACCCCCAGCGUGGGCUCAGCGUCCUCGGCCGCAUGCGCUUCCGAGGCCUCGACCUCGACGCCGUCUCAUCUCGCAUCCUCCUCAACUCCCUCGUCGAUGCGUCGCUCCACGACCUCGCCGAUUCCUUCGCCCGCAACCUUGUCAGCAGCCCUGUCGCCACAUGCAUCCUCAUCAAGAGCCUCUGUCGCCGCGCCCGCCUUGACGAUGCUGUUGCGCUCCUUGACACCCUCCCUUUUGCUGAAGCAUCCCGUGGACCUGCUGCUGGCUCCAUCAUCACCGAGUUCUGCCGCCGUGGACGCUUUGCUGAGGCAGCCCAGAUCGUUGAUAAGUUUGCGUCCUGUGACGUGUAUGGUGCGUGGAUUCAUGGCCUCAUUGAGGCUGGGAGGCUUGAUACUACGUUGAAGUUCCUUUCUGAUAAAAAGGAAACUGAAGGCUAUAUCCCUGAUGGGCAGCGGUAUGACAAGCUUGUUUAUCGCUUGCUUCGCAGGAACAGACUCGGUGAAGUGUAUGACUUGCUCGUGGAAAUGAUGGAGGAGGGCAUUGCUCCUGGCCGUUCAGCCAUGAAUGCUGCGCUUUGCUUCUUUUGCAAGGCUGGUCUCGUUGAAGUAGCCAUGCAUUUGUAUAGGUCGAGAAUGGAGCUUGGGAUUAACCCUAACAAGGAUGUUUAUAAUAAUCUGAUCAGGGCGCUGUGCCGGGGUGGGGAAACAGAGGAGGCGUGUCUGGUGUUGGAGCAAGCUAUGGCAGGAGGAUACUUUCCUGGGCGUCAGACAUUUGCCAUGUUUGCAAAUGUGUUGUGUCAAGAGGGGAAGCUGGAUAAGGUGCGGGAGCUGCUGGACAGGGCACUCAAGCAGGAAGUCUGGCCAAUGGACUCUGUCUUGGCCAAAUACCUAGUGGCACUAUGCAAGAGUGGCAAUGUGGAGGAAGCAUGUGCAGUGCCUCAGAUAGCAAGCAGCAAGAGCCAUGUGGGCUUAUAUCGUUAUGAGUCAACCUACAAGAGCUUGAUUCGGGCAUUAAUAUUGAUUAAGAGGGUGGAUGUGCUUCCAAGGCUCAUACUGGAAAUGCAAGAUAUGGGGCACAUCCCGACCCGAAGUCUCUAUCAGUCAGUUGUUUGUGCUUUGUGUGAGUUGAAUAGAUAUGCUGAGGUUCUGGAGUUGUUAGACAACCAGUUGGACCGGAGCGAACUCCAACCCCAUGUGUGCUACAACUACUUUAUUUCUGGGGCUGGACACGCUAAGAGGGCAGACAUGGCCAGGGAGGUGUAUAGCCGAAUGGAGUUCGCAGGGAUUGGACCAUCAGUGGAAAGCAACAUCCUUCUUCUCAUGAGUUAUCUAAGGAGCAAACGUAUUGGCGAUGCACUUAACUUUUUUAACCUCAUUCGUGGGAAGAAGCCACCUGGCACCAAGCUGUAUAAUGUAUUCAUAUCUGGUCUGUGCGAAGCUCGGAAGCCUGAGCAGGCAAUGGUGUUCUGGAAGGAAGCGAGGGAUAAUGGUAUUAUCCCAAGCAUCAGGUGCUACGAGCAUCUUGUUCUCUUGCUGUGCUCUGUCAGGGAUUAUGACAGUGUUAUAAAAGUUAUUGAUGAUUUCAGAGAGACAGGUCGCCCUGUUUCAGCUUUCUUGUGUAAUGUGCUUCUCUUGCACACAUUGAUGGGCAGCAAUCUUCUGAAGGCUUUGUUACGUUCGAGAGAUAAUUCAAAGUCUGUAGAAGUGAAAGGUGAAGAGAUCCAAGGUCGGGAGGCAGGAAGGCUUUUGAUUGGUGAUCUUAUUACCUCGUUUGCAAGUGGUAUUAGAAACAUGAAUGACUUAGAGCGUUUAGGAGAGGAGAUGGAAAAGUAUUUUCCUGUUGAUAUUUAUACUUAUAACAUGCUGUUACGAGGGUUGUCCAUGGCAGGGAGGAUGGAUUCUGCCUGUAAUUUGUACGAAAGGCUGUGCAGAAAGGGGUAUCAACCAAAUCGAUGGACUUUUGAUAUAAUGGUACACGGUUUCUGCAAGAAUGAUGACAGAAAUGAGGCUGAGAGGUGGAUGGAUGCAAUGUAUCGAAAUGGGUUCUAUCCCACGUGGUACACUAUGAGGUUAUACAACAAUGCAUCGUUGCGAGCACAUGAUCAGAAGAUUAUUUCUUUUGUAUAAGUAACUAUCUAUUUAUCUGACCUUGCUACCUCACAUUCGGCUGCUGGUCUGCGCUCUGCUUGAUCCUAUGACUUAGCUGAAACAGAUUUUUGCAGGCAUUCUUUUUGAAGAUCAAACAUAUUUUGGUAGAGAUGUAUUCCGAAAUUUAACAUUAUUGUGUCCUGAAUCACAUCUCACCUGGUAUGACAUAGUGUCCACUGUCCAAUAUGCUUCUAGGAUAUCAGUUUACAUGUACCAUGAAGUUUUCCUUUGACCGUGAUGUACUCUAGUUUUACAUAUUUUUGCUGUAAAAUUGUACCUUGCGUCCGAAAUUUUCAAGGUUUUUGGCCAUUCAAACGUUUGGCAUUGCUUAUCUAAUGUACCAAUAAUUCGAUCUCA
Messenger RNA from Phragmites australis (common reed), 3264 nucleotides. Its product is annotated as pentatricopeptide repeat-containing protein At1g71210, mitochondrial-like. The record is from RefSeq and is a predicted model, not a curated record. Gene Ontology annotation, molecular function: protein binding. The coding region runs from base 157 to 2886 and encodes 909 amino acids. The transcript is spliced from 2 exons. NCBI's taxonomy places the organism in Eukaryota, Viridiplantae, Streptophyta, Magnoliopsida, Poales, Poaceae.